AUGAAAUACACAGUUGUUCGUAUCAAAGCUGAGUUGGAAAACGUUAAAAACUUAUUCUGUGAUGACGACUUUUUAUGGACGUUUAAUAUAAGGGAUAGCUCCUCAUCCUUAACAAGGGAAAAUAUACAAUUUAGAAAAACGGAUGAACUAAGUAUACCUAACAGUAGAGGAACAGCUAAUUUCUUAGUUAAGUGGACAGAGUAUCCCAAGUACUCAACCAUCAAUUUUGUAGAAACAAAAAAUGCUUGCUCAUAUGGUGAAGAUGUUAGCAACGAAUGGCACGACUUUGCUAGUUUUGAAUGCAGAGGAAUAGAAAUUGUUGAGUUUAUCCCAACUAAUAAUUUUAUCGUAGAAGAUAUAAAAGGAAAAAUAUAUUAUGAUGUAAAUUUAUCUGAUCUAAAUUGGUGUGAUUACAAUCAGGAUCAUGAAAUGUGCGUAGGGAUAUAUAAUUUCGAAUAUGAAAUUAAUUAG
This is a messenger RNA of Plasmodium malariae, 471 nucleotides long. Its product is annotated as conserved protein, unknown function. The transcript is spliced from 6 exons. Bases 1 to 471 code for a protein of 156 amino acids. The record is from RefSeq and is a predicted model, not a curated record. Lineage: Eukaryota; Apicomplexa; Aconoidasida; Haemosporida; Plasmodiidae. Gene Ontology annotation, molecular function: zinc ion binding.